Molecule: messenger RNA, 1176 nt
Organism: Poeciliopsis prolifica (blackstripe livebearer)
Lineage: Eukaryota; Metazoa; Chordata; Actinopteri; Cyprinodontiformes; Poeciliidae
Product: LDL receptor repeat-containing protein egg-1-like
Exons: 6
Coding region: 163-1176 (337 amino acids)
Cellular component (GO): plasma membrane
Molecular function (GO): protein binding
Source: RefSeq, a predicted model, not a curated record
AACCUAUUCUGGGUAUCAUGUGACCUGAACAUCAUUGGCACCACUGCAGUCAGUAGUAAUUACCCACAGCAGCUGUACCACACCACAAAGGAGAUCAGCAGCAUUUACCUCGACUGGCUGAGAGGUGGAUUGUUCUGGUUGGAGGAGGGUAGGAUCUUUGGCAUGGGGAUGAUGGGAGGAAAGGCUGAGGAGCUGCUGCAUAUGGCAGCAGGAGGAGUGGGAGGGAACGUCGCCUUUGACAUCGGAGCCGGCAGUCUCCUCUGGAACUCUAAAAGAGGAGGUCUGACAACAUUGAGUUUGCUGAAGGAGAAAAGCCACCAAGCAGGAAGAAGGUGGAACAUCUCUGGCUCAGUAGUGGCUGCUUUUGAGCCUUUUCUUUUGUCAAUCUCCAACAAAGUGAUAACUUUAUGGGAUCGGCGGGACGGGAGCAAAAUUCAGUCAGUUUCUGUGCAAGGUCCAGUGUUGCGCAUCGUCACUGUACUCGGGGAUGUUCAAACAGUGCCUGAUACCCAAGUCUGCAAUAUGCCAUCUUGGCCGUGCCAUCAGUCGUCCAUCUGCCUUCCACAAAAUCUGCUCUGCAAUGGCAAAAGGGACUGCCCUGAUGGAGACGAUGAGGAGCUCUGUGUCAGCGCUUGUCCUCCAGAAGAUUUUAUGUGCAUGGAUAGAAGAAACUGUAUUCCUAGAAUCCUUCUGUGUGAUGGCCGUGCACAUUGCCACGAUGGCUCCGAUGAAGUUGACUGUCCAACAGUUGCAGCGCCUUUAUCACGGACAAAUGUCUUGAAGUGUCGCAGCGGCUCAGUGAUGUGUCAAGAUGGCACAGAGUGUGUUCUGUAUAGUCAUGUCUGUGAUGGAGAGGCAGACUGUAAGGAUGGAUCUGAUGAACUGGGAUGCAGUGCAACUCAAGAACCCAUAAGUUCUACGAAGCCAAACAAAAAGCUUCCUGUUACCAAACCUCCUCCCCUCACUCUGCCACCCUGCCUCAGCCCCUCUGUCCUUUGCCCUUUCUUUAAGGCAUACAUUUGCAUUUCCGAGAGUCAGUUUUGUGAUGGCAUUAAAGACUGUCCAGAUGGCUUUGAUGAACAGAACUGUGUGGAGAGAUGCCUUUUAAGAAUGCAGUCUGCGACGGCCGCCGUCACUGCCCUGAUGGCUCAGAUGAAGUGGACUGUCCAAACGUAG